AUGAGGAAUUAUUUUUGGGUGUUCAAGGUGUCAUUACAGCUGAGAGUUGUCUUGACAACACCAAGAUUGAUUUUUUUCUUCACUGUUUUGGAACAAAUAUUUUUUUCAAAAAUUCAGAGCAAAGGGAUCAAAGCUGAUACAAUAAGAGAGACAAUCUUGUUCUUUUUGGAUUUUAAGGCAUUUGCUUUUAGCUCAUGCUUUUCUUCUGGGAUCAAGCAAACAGCACAUAUAAAGAUCAUCAACAAAUUUAAUCCCUUCACUGGUUUUCAGAAUCCCACUUAUAUUUUAAAGUCAACUAAGGUUGUAACUAUUGAUGAAAUCAAGGCUGUUAUUUAUGUGGAUCACAAGGAAACUACAGAGGAAACUUAUGACAUUUUUCUUCUUCCUCCUGGUGAAGAUCCUGAAGCAUGUCAGUCUUAUCUGAGGAUGAGGAACAGAGAUGGAAAAUACAAUCUCAUGUUUGAGGUGAACCAUUGUAGAAUAAACUAUCAUUUAACUUGUAUCUAGCUUUAUCUUUAGUGCUGGUUACGUACUACAUUAUAUCCAAGGUUUUAGAUCCAUG
This is a messenger RNA of Humulus lupulus (European hop), 562 nucleotides long. Its product is annotated as inorganic pyrophosphatase TTM1-like. Lineage: Eukaryota; Viridiplantae; Streptophyta; Magnoliopsida; Rosales; Cannabaceae. The transcript is spliced from 3 exons. The coding region runs from base 1 to 507 and encodes 168 amino acids. The record is from RefSeq and is a predicted model, not a curated record.